Tetrahymena thermophila SB210 is the source of this 2175-nucleotide messenger RNA. Its product is annotated as DEAD/DEAH-box helicase family protein. The record is from RefSeq and is a predicted model, not a curated record. Lineage: Eukaryota; Ciliophora; Oligohymenophorea; Hymenostomatida; Tetrahymenidae. The transcript has 4 exons. Gene Ontology annotation, molecular function: ATP binding; RNA helicase activity; RNA binding.
AUGAGUAAGAAUUUUACAGGUGGAAAGAGAAAUUUUGCAACUGCAAAUGGAAAUGGCAAGGAAUCAUUUGGCGAAAAGCCUCGUAAGAACUUCAUUACCUCUGAAGGUAAAAAGGAUUUCAAGCCCAAGAACAGGGAUUGGGAUUCUGAAAGUGAAGAUGAAGACACCAAGAAGAACCAAAUUGAGGCUAAGCACAACUAAGAUAACAUGAGUAAAUAUAUUAAGAAUGCCAAGACUAUUGAAAUUCUUAACAAGAGAGGAAUCACUUAUUUGUUCCCUAUUUAGGAGCACUGUUUCCAAGCUAUCCAAGCUGGUAAGGAUCUUAUAGGAAAAGAUAGAACUGGCAGUGGUAAAACCCUCGGUUUCUCUUUGCCUCUCAUUGAAAAAUUAAGAAAUGAAGGUAAUUUCACUAGCAUCAAAAAGAAACAAACUCCAUAUAUGCUCGUUGUAGUUCCUACUAGAGAACUCUGUAUCUAGGUUGCAAAUGAAAUUAACACACUCAAGCACACUGACAAUGAAUUUAGAGUUUUACAAAUUUACGGAGGUGUCGAUGUUAGAGAGCAAGCAAAUUAAAUUAGAGAUGGUGUUGAAAUCGUUGUUGGUACUCCUGGUCGUAUCAUUGAUCAAUAUGAAAGAGGUGCUUUGAUGUUCCACUCUAUUAUAGCCACUGUUUUAGAUGAAGCCGAUUAAAUGCUUAACUUUGGUUUCUAAGAAGACAUCGAAAAGAUCUUUGGAUUUAUCAAGAAUGACAAGGGUGAAGAAAGACCUUAGAAUUUGUUAUUCUCAGCUACCAUGCCUUCUUGGGUUCAUGACAUUGCUAGAAAGUUUUUGAGAGAAGACAGAGUUUUAAUUGAUUUAGUUAAGAAUUUAGGUAACAAGACAAGUUAAGAUGUCACUCACUUAGCCAUCAACUGUCCUUACUUCUAAAGAACUGAAGCUAUCGGAGAUGUUAUCUUAUGCUAUGGUGGUGGUGCUCACUCCAGAGUCAUCAUCUUCUGUGAAACUAAGAAUGAAGCAAAUGAAAUCAUGCUUAAGGCAAAUAUUAAAUAGGAUGUUUAGGUACUCCAUGGUGAUAUUCCUUAAAAGUAGCGUGAAAUCACAUUCCAAGGGUUCAGAGAAGGUAAAUUCAAGUGCUUAGUUGCUACUAAUGUUGCUGCUAGAGGUUUGGAUAUCCCUGAAGUUGAUUUAAUUGUCUAAUUAGAACCUCCCAAAGAACUUGAUGCUUACAUUCAUAGAUCUGGUAGAACAGGAAGAGCUGGUAAGAAGGGUGUUUGCAUUACCUUCUACACCAAGAAGCAAUAAUCUUUGAUUGAAAGAAUCGAAAAGAAGUGUCACAUUAAGAUGCAAAAGGUCGGUGCUCCUCAACCAGCUGACCUUAUUCGUGCUUCUUAAAACGAUAUCAAAAAGAACCUUAUGUCAGUUAACAGAACUGUUUUAGGAAUAUUCAAGGAAGUUUCAGUCGAUUUAAUUUAGGAAUUCGGACCUGAAGAAGCUUUGGAACGUGCUAUUGCAUUCAUCUCUGGUUUCACUGAAAAAAUGAAAUAACGUUCUUUAUUAUGCUGUCUUGAAGGUUACGUUACUUAUAUUGUACGUACCCCAAGCGAAUUUAGAGGUCUUGGCUACAUUUGGGGAUGGGUUAAGAAUAACUUCCCUGCUGAAUGCACUGAUAGAAUCAAAGGUAUGAAGAAGUUUGCAGAUAACAAGGGUGCCGUCUUCGAUGUUGCCGAAGAAGACAAAGAAGUUUUCGAUGCCUAUAUUAAUGAAUUAGCAGAAGGAACAAAGCAAGGUUUGGAAUUAGAAGUUGCUACUACUAUUCCUGAAAUCGAAGAAGAAGGUGGAUAUAGUUAAGGAUACAACGGUGGCAACAAGUCUGCUCCAAAUGGAUUCUCAUUCACUAAUACCAACCCUAAAAUGGACCCCAAGCUUAAGAGAGAACUUGAAAUCUUCAUUGGUGGCUUACCCUACGACUGCAAGGAAAAAGAUGUUACUUAACACUUUGAUAAAAAUGGUGUUUAAUUCUCUUCUCUCCGUGCUCUUAGUGGUGAUGAUGGCAAAUUUAAAGGUAUUAUUUUCGCAAUGUGUGCCAAUUAAGCUGGUGUCAAGAAGGCCUUGACCUUAGAUGGAUAAAAGUUCAUGGGAAGACCUCUCAGAAUUAACAUGGCUUGCAAAAAGUGA